AUGAGCUGUCUGGAUGUUAUGUACCAAGUCUAUGGUCCUCCCCAGCCUUACUUCGCAGCCGCCUACACCCCCUACCACCAGAAACUAGCCUAUUAUUCCAAAAUGCAAGAAGCCCAGGAGUGCAACGCCAGCCCCAGCAACAGCAGCGGCAGUGGCAGCUCCUCCUUCUCCAGCCAAACUCCGGCUAGUAUAAAAGAAGAAGAAAGCAGCCCGGAGAAAGAGCGCCCACCAGAGGCGGAGUACAUCAACUCCCGCUGCGUCCUUUUCACCUAUUUCCAGGGAGACAUCAGCUCCGUUGUAGACGAGCAUUUCAGCAGGGCCCUGAGCCAGCCUAGCAGCUAUUCCCCAAGCUGUUCAAGCAGCAAAGCCCCGCGGAGCUCCGGGCCCUGGCGGGCUCGUCGUUAUUCCCUCUGUGGUGCAUCCCUCCUGAGCUGA
Molecule: messenger RNA, 435 nt
Organism: Dama dama (fallow deer)
Lineage: Eukaryota; Metazoa; Chordata; Mammalia; Artiodactyla; Cervidae
Gene: VGLL2
Product: vestigial like family member 2
Exons: 3
Coding region: 1-435 (144 amino acids)
Biological process (GO): regulation of transcription by RNA polymerase II
Cellular component (GO): nucleus
Source: RefSeq, a predicted model, not a curated record